Molecule: messenger RNA, 5932 nt
Organism: Fonticula alba
Lineage: Eukaryota; Rotosphaerida; Fonticulaceae
Exons: 5
Coding region: 1-5871 (1956 amino acids)
Biological process (GO): regulation of small GTPase mediated signal transduction; activation of GTPase activity
Cellular component (GO): cytoplasm
Molecular function (GO): GTPase activator activity
Source: RefSeq, a predicted model, not a curated record
AUGGAGAACCGCCCCGCCCCCCUCCCCCCCCGCAGCAUCAUCUGCGACAAGGCCGGGCAGCCGGUCUGCAUCAUGUUCCGCGGGCAUACCCUCAUCACCCAGCGCUCCUCCAGGGGCGCCUCCAGCGGGUCCAGCGCCCAGCUCCUGGCCAGCCUCGGGGCCCAGGCCGGCGACAUUCACUCCCUCGCGGGCGCCGGCGGCAUGUCCUCCACCACCAAUGCCUCCGACACGGCCAGCAUCCACUCCAUGUCCUCGUACGCCGAGUCGGUGGACUAUGGCACCGUCGGGGUCGGCCGGUCCGGCAGCACCGCCGCCAACAUCCUCAAGGGGUCCCGCCUGAAGCGCCUCGCCAAGAGCACCUCCCGCUGUGCCAUCUGCCAAGAGUCGGUCCUCUUCGCCGUCGGCGCCGGCCGCAGCACCUGGCGCUGUGAUCUCUGCAACAUCAUCCUCCAUGAGCAGUGUGUCGACGCGCUGGCCACCCAAUGUGUCUUCUCGCCGAUCGUCGACCCAUCCACCCCGACCGGCCCGCAGGCCUCCGGCUCCGCCGACGAGUCGUCCCCCCUGUCGAACAUCCCAUCCUCCCCGUCCAACGUGUCCAUCAGCUCGCUGGCCAGCGUCAGCACCCCCUCCGGCCAGAAGACCCUCGGAUCGCACACCUUCCAGGCCCAAACCUACCGGACCCUGCGCCAGUCGUGCUCCAUCUGCCGCGAGCGCAUGUGGAGCCUCAGCCGGUCCUCGGGCUGGCGCUGCAAGGGCUGCCAGAUGGAUGUCCACCCGCGCUGCUUGGAGGCCGUCCCGGCGCUCUGCUCGCCCAAGUCCCCGGCCGGGCCCGGGCCCGAAGCCGGCAACAGCCCGGCCGGCGCGCGGGUCGCCGGGCCCGGGACCGGGGCCGGCCCCGGCAGCGGCUCCUCCCCGGCCGCCCCCUCCGGCGGCCCGCCCGCCUACUCCCCCUCGGACUUGGAUGACAUCCACGCCGCGGCCGGGGUCACCACCACCGGGUCCAACGCCGGGCCGGUGCCCGUGCGGCGGUCCUCCGGCGGGUCGUCCUCCAUCUUCCGGCGCAAGGCCCGGCCCCUGUCCACCGCGUCGGUGGGCGGCGGCCUCAGCGAUGAGGAUGGCCCGAGCUCGCCCUUCCCCGGGGCCGGCGGCGGGGCCGGCGGCGGGGCCGGUCCCUCCGAAUGGCCGGCCCCCAUCCUGGCCGUGCUGGAGAUGUCCAACCGGUCGCUGCCCUGGGCGGUGGCCGGCCCGGGGCACCUGUUCGAGCCGAUCCUGGCCGGGUGCACCCCCUCGGCCGCCACGUCCAGCUUCCAGCCCGGCACCACGCACGCCUGGUGCCGCGGCUGCUCCAGCUUCCUGAGCUCCGCCCCGCAGCCGAUGGCCGCCCCGCCGGCCGAGCUAUGUGCCUCCGAGCACGCGGUCCUCUCGUUCCUGGUGUCGCUGACGCACAACCGGUCGCAGGCGGCCACGGCCACGGGCACGGCCGCCCCCGCCGCCGCCGCCGAGAUCGACCCCUCGACCCCCGGGUCGCCCGGCCCGACGACCGCCGCCACCCCGGAGCCGGCGGCCGCCCACCACCGCCGCCACAGCAGCCCCACCGUCGCGCCGACCGCCCCGCGCCAUGCGGCCUCCGGGUCCCAGUCCUCGGUGUCGCUGUCCACCACGGCCUUCGGCAUGAGCACCCCCCAGAGCGUGGGCCGGCUGUCCGGCCUGCCGGUGUCCCAGGCCCUGAUGGAUGUCAUCGCCCCCCUGGGCUGGGGCUACCGGUGUGUCUUCUGCUCGCUGCACGUGCACGACCGGUGCCUCGGCGCCGCCAGCAACCCCUGCGUGGCCGGGGCCUACUCGCCGGCCCCGGCCCCGGCCCCGGCCGAGGACAGUCCCCUGGCCCCGGGCCCCGGCGGCGCGCGGCUCCUCUCCCCGGCCGAGAUCGAGCCCCUGCUGGCGGACUUGCUGGCCAGCUCCGAGUCGAUGGCCGGCCUGCCGGCCGGCUGGCUGGCCACGCCGAUCGUCACCCCGGCCGACGGGUACUACGUGGAGGAUGGCCUGCACCACCGGCUGACCCGGCUGCUGGCCGUGCCGGAGCCGGCCGACCCGCUGGACGAGGACCACCAUCCCCCCCCCUCGGGCGGGGUGGCCGCCGGCCGGGGCACCGGGCCGCUGCUGGCCGAUGGCCUGCGCCUGCUCGACGCCGGCCAGCGCCUGGACCCCAUCACCUCGCCGCUGGACCUGGCCGAUGUCGGGUCCAACUGGUACCACCGGUACUUCUUCGGCCGGGAUCACCUGUGCCUGCUGGUUGAGGGGUCCACCCCGACCGACCUGUCUUCCGGCAAUCCACCACAAAUUGUCACCAUCGUCCGGGAGUGGGUGCACCCGGCCGAGGCGGUGGUGGCCGCCUACCAGCCCGGCGCCCGGGCCCCGGCCCCCGGCAGCCCCAUGGCCUCGGCCUUCGGCAUGUCCAGCCUCUCGCUGCAGAGCUCCUCCCCCUCCACGGCGCAGUCGCCCCAGGCGGCCCUCUAUGUGGCGGCCCGCAGCGCCCUCACCUCCGGCCAGCCGAUCCCCCUGCCGGUGGGUGUGUCCGCGCGCAUGCUGCCCUCGUGGCCCUCGUCCCGGGCGGAUGGCGGCGCCGGCGCCGGCGUGGUCGGCAGCGCCGAUGGCGCCAGCCGCGCCCGGUCGCAGUCGGUCUCGGCCGCGCCCUCCGGGGCUGCGCAUUAUCCUCUGCACGCCGGCCCGGCGGCCUCCGGGUCCGAGGCCAGCGUGGCGGCCGAAUCGCAGCCCGGCGAUGCGGCGGCCCCCGGGGGGGCCGCCAAGGCCGCCACCCCGUCGGUGGCCUCCUCGCCGGAUUUGGACUCGCUCCGUGCCACGGCCGGCAGCGCCAGCAGCGUGGCCAGCCUGCCGCGCGCCCUGUCCGCCACCUCGGUCUCCGGCGACAUGGCCCCCACGGCCAGCCUGCAAUACCGCGUCAUCAUUUGGCAGGCCACCGGCCGCAUUCAGGCCGUCGUGCCGGCCACCUCGCUGGGCCUCAUGAAUCGCGAGCUCCAGGCGCACCUGCUGGCCGCGGCCACCGGGCAAAGCAGUGCCGCGGCCGUGGCCGCCGCCGCCGCCGCCGCCGCCGCCGCCGCCGCCGUGCCCAGCUCGCCUGUCAGCCCGUCGGCCCUCCAGCCGCCAUCGAUGUCCCCCCUGACGGCGGCCCCCUCGCCCACCGGCAGUGUGGCGGCCCUGCCGUCGGACCUGGUGGUCCCGCCGACCCCCGGGUCCGGGCAGCUGGUGUCCCACCGGGUGGUCGAUGUCCUGGCCCUGGCAGCCGGGCACCUUUUCGUUCAUCGGGUGCCCAAGUUCCGCCAGCUCACCCAGGUCGCCACGGCCUACGUGAAGAUGGCGCGCGAGCUGCAGCAACUCGAGCGCGACCAGUCGCCACUCACCUUCAAGUUCGGCGUCGUCUAUGCCAAGGCCCGGCAACAGACCGACAGCGCCAUGCUGGCCAAUUCCUGCUGCGACUACACGGCCUCCCUGCCCAAUGGCGUGGACCACUCGGUCGACGGGCACUCCUGCCACUUCGAGCGCUUCCUCGAUCACCUGGGCACCCGGCGCAUUCGCCUGCGCGAUUGGGCCUCCUACACCGGCGGCCUGGACACGGUCAAUGACCUGACCGGCACCCACUCGCGCUUCCUCAGCAUGACGGCCCCGGCCGCCCUGGCCGGCACCGGCCCCGAAUUCGGCAGCGAGGCCAAUAACCUCAAUGUCUCGAUCAUGUUCCAUGUGAGCACCUACCUGCCGCUGGAACUGCCGGCCGGCAUGGUCGCCACGUCGGCCCCGAGCUUGACCUCGGUGGCCGAGUGCGACACCGACCAGCGCCAAUCCUCCUACCACCGGCCCUCGGCCGAGGCCCUGGAACUGGUGCAGUCGGUGGCCACGGCCGCGGCCGCGGCCGCCGCCCAGGCCCAAAGCCACCGCACCGGCGCCGGUGGCCCGCCGGCCGGCGACACCCCGGCCGCCAUGGGGGGCACCGACUCGCCGGCCACCAUGGCCGGCAAUGGCCCCGGCCAGCAGCAGCAGCAGCAGCAGCCCCCCCGGUCGCACAGCGCCUCCUCCUCCACCAGCAGCGUGCACCAAUUCUCCCCGCAGGCCGGCCAGCAGCCCUUCUCCGCCGGCGGCAGUAACAGCCACCUGGCGGCCGAGGGCGGGGCUGGCGGAACCGGCCUCGCUCCCUCCUCCUCGGCCGGGGGCGGCCGGCCGUCCCCGGCAGCCGCCCUCUCCCACCACCUGUCCUCCUCGCAGCAGUCCGUCUCGUCGGCGUCCUCCGCCGGCGGCCAUGCCGCUCGCGUCGGGUCCAUCUCCUCCCUGCGCGAAAGUGACCUGCCCCAGCAGCUGGCCCGCAAGCGGCACAUCGGCAAUGACAUCGUGUCGAUCGUGUACUCCGAUGACCCGCACUUCACCUUCGACCCGCGGUCCUUCGCUUCCCAGUUCCUUCACACCUUCAUCGUGGUGGUCCGCGUGCCGGAGCACAUGUGCCGCAUUGGUGGCGACGGCGACCACAGCCCGGCCACCCCCGCCCCCGCCCCCGCCCCCGCCCCCGCCACCACCACCAUCCACUCGCCUGGCCUCGAGUCUUCUCCCUCCCCGGCCCCGGAGCCGGCGGUCACCGGCAACGGGGAAACUCUGUACCGCGUGAGCGUGGUCACGCGCACCGUGGUCCCGGCCUUCGGGCCGGACCUCCCGGCCCACGGGCUCCUCACCGAGUCCCAGCUCCGGCCAUUCAUCCUGGCCAAGCUGGUCCAGGCCGAGCGCGGCGCCCUCCGGUCGCCGAUGUUCACCGUGCGCUCGAGCAAGACCGCCGCCUCGACCCUGCAGCACUUGAGCUCCACGCACUUCUGCGGACCGGAGAGCUCCGGCGCCGGGGCCGCCAUGGCCGCCAUCCUGGGGCCCGCCGUUGCCGGCGGACUGGCGGCCGGCGGCGGCGGCGGUGGGCCCGGCACUCCGGGCUCCGGGGCCUCGGCCGCCGGCAGCCAGCCCGGCCCCGGGGCCGGCGUCUCCGGCGGCGCCAGCGGCAGCGGGACCGGGGCCGCCUCCGGCACCGCCGGCGGCCCGCUGUCAGGCCCCUCCCACAACAACCCCGGCGGGCCACUGACCAAUAGCACCUCCACCCAGACCCUCAAUGGGGCGGGCGGGGCGGCUGGCAGUGGUGGCAGCGGCGGCGGCGGCGGCGGCGGCGGCCUGUCCCGCCAUGCUGGCUCGGCCUCGGCCGUGAACCUGCCACACCUGCAGACCGCCUCCGGCGGCGGUGGCAGUGGCCUGUACGCCGGCAGCGUCCUGGCCCUCAAGGUGGAGACCACACCGAGCCAUGUGAUCGCCGCGGCGACCUCCCUGCCUUCUCAUGGUGGCGGCUGCCUGCCCGCCUCCUCUGUCCUUGUUUCUUCGGUCACCGCCGCGGCCGGGCUGGCGGCCGGCGGCAGCCGCACCGCAUCGCCGACCUCCUCGCCGAUGGCCGGCACCGGCCGGGCCCGCGCGGCCACCCUGGCCGCCGUUCCCCUCAGCCGUUUGAACUCCCUGUCCAUCACCAACAGCGAUGAAUCCGACGAGGAGGAGUCGCUGGAGGAGGAGCACGACCAGGCUGACGGCUGCUCCGGUGCCCUCCCCCGGUGUCCGCCGGCUGUGGCCACCCACGAUGACGGGGCCAUCCCCUCGUCCGAGCAUUCCCCCAUGGCCGGGCUGACCAUCAACCAUCCGCCGGUGUCCCUGUCGCCGCUGGACUGCAGCGCUCUGACGUCGCCCGCCGCCGGCGGCCUCGAUGACGGGCCAGGUGCCGGGUCCUCCUCCUCGUCCGGUGUGUCGUCCUCCGUGUCCAGCCCCGGCGGCGCGGUCAUCACCCGGAUUUGAGCUUCUCUGUCCUUUCUCUCUUUUCUCUUUUUGUGCCCAUACACAUUUUCAUGUCCGUGGA